AUGUAUGGGUUGCACUAUGUGUGUUGCGCUAUGUAUGGGUGUCGUGAUGUCUGCUCGACAGUAUUCACAGCCCAUGGCGUCUCGCGACCCAUACCCGAUCUCCGGAUCACAGCAUUCAUGGAUUUUGAAAAACGUGAAGACGACGACGGGGUCCGUCUCUCGUGGAAUUGUGUUCCGAAGUCAAAGCUCCAGCAUCAACGGAAUGUCAUACCUUUAGGUACCAUAUACACACCACUCAAUUCUCGAUCCGAGGUACUUCAAGGAGAAUCUCUGCAAGCUAUAACAUGCCGCCAGUGUGGUGCUUUCAUCAAUCCUUAUGUGACGAUCACGGAGCAGCAGCCUGAAGUGUACUACUGUCAAUUUUGUAGCUUCGGAAACAGAAUAACGGCGGAGCCAGGUACGAUUCCAAUUGGUCUUCAACAACAAGCAACAACGAUAGAAUACCGUACUGGCCGACAGAGUAGUCUUCCGCCCAUAUUCUUGUACGUAGUAGACACAUGCUUCCAUGGUGAAGAUGUGGAGGAUAUCUACCAGUCGCUCAAGGAACUGUUGAUGACAUCACUUUCAUUACUUCCAGAAAAUGCUCUUGUGGGGCUCAUAUCGUACGGAAAACAUGUUCUGAUCCAUGAAUUCACGUCCCAUGGGGUUCCUAGAGUCCACUGUUUCAAUGGAGACAAGAAAUACUCGGUUGAGCAGUUACAAAAAGCUUUAGGAAUUCUUUCAGCCGGAUUGCGUACUAAUGUAAAUACUGGUGAUCCGGUGACACUGGUACUUGGUUCCGUGGGGGUGAGGUUCCUUCAGCCAGUUAAUGUUGUGGAGUACGAAUUUACCUCAGUUCUUGAAAAUUUAGUCACCAAUCUGUUUCCCUUCAAGCAGUCUCGAGAACGGCCCGCUCGAGCCACUGGUGCUGCUGUGAACAUAGCGUCCACAUUACUCAAGUCAAUUCUUGGCGAAAGCACCUCUGUAGGUGGCCAUUUGAUGUGUUUUAUUGGCGGUGCUUGUACUUUUGGACCAGGAAAAAUCGUAGGUUCACAGCUUAAAGAACCGUUCCGUUCGCAUCACGAUAUUGAAAAAGCCAAUCAAACACAAUUACCUUCCGUUCCUCAGAUGAAUGGGACUACCAAGGUGGACUUGACGUUGUCCAAAAAUGCAAAGAAGUUCUACGAGAGUAUUGCUACGGUAUUGGUAGGUUUGGGUAUCAGUUGUGAUUUCUUCGUGUGCAGCUACGAUCAAGUUGGACUCUACGAGAUGGACGAUGUAUGCAGUAAAACAGGCGGAACCGUGAUAAUGAGUGACUCUUUCAAUACGUCAAUCUUCAAGCUGAGUUUCGCUAAAUUCUUCAAACAGUACGAAGAAGGUGUCGAUACGGGAUACCUCGAAAUGGGGUUCAAUGCUACCUUGGAAUGCCGAGUGACUCCAGACUUACAAAUCCAAGGUCUCAUAGGUAAUGCAACAUCGUUGCCUCCUCGAAAGAAUGCUCCUCACAUAGAAAAGUCGAUCUCCAAGACUGUGGUUGGUGAGGGUAAUACAAAUUCAUGGAAGCUUUGCAGCACAAGUACUCAAACAUCAUUUGCACUUUAUUUUGACAAGUUGGACUCCAACAAUUUGGGUCAUUCCUACAUUCAGUUUUUAUACCACUACCAGCAUCCCAGUGGAGAAUUAAGACUUCGAGUCACCACAGUACCGAUUGCUGUAGUUCCAGAUGCCGACAUGCAAAAUCUUGAAGCCGGGUUUGACCAAGAAGCAGCAGUGGUACUCAUUGCUAGAGACAGCAUUAAUAAGCUUCAAUCGACCAAUGGCACAACCUAUGAAGAAGGAGAUGUGGUGAAACAAUUGGACCAGUUACUUAUAGACUUUUGUGCCAGGGUUGCCGUGUAUACCAAGGGAGCACCCAAGUCGUUCAAGCUAUCUGCUACCUAUUCGUUCUUGCCUCAAUUUUUGUAUCACUUGCGUCGUUCCAACUUAAUUAAAGUGUUCAAUAACUCUCCUGACGAAACAAGUUAUCUUCGACACAUAUUCAUGCAGCAGGACGUCAAUAAUUCACUUAUAAUCAUUCAGCCUACAUUACUUUCCUACGACGUCGAGACUUAUACGGAAGAUACUGAAGCGGAACCAGUAUUACUUGAUUCGAUGUCACUCGGUGCCAACAAAAUUCUACUCCUAGACACAUUUUUCCAGGUAUUGAUCUACCACGGCUCGCGUGUUGCAGAAUGGAGAAAAGCAGGGUACCAAGACAUGGAGGGCUACGAACACUUUAAAAAAUUUCUUGAGGCUCCAAAACAAGAAGCCAUGGAAAUAUUAAUUGACAGAUUCCCCUUACCGAGGUUUAUUGACUGUGAUGAUGGAGGCAGUCAAGCUCGAUUCUUAAUGGCCAAAUUGAACCCGUCUACGGCAUACGCUGCUAACCCCAAUCAUCUCUAUGGUGGGCAGCUCGAUGUGUUGACAGACGACGUAAGUCUUCAGCUGUUCAUGGAUCACAUUCAGAACUUGAUCAUUUCACGCAAAUAG
This is a messenger RNA of Meyerozyma guilliermondii ATCC 6260, 2508 nucleotides long. RefSeq lists its product as uncharacterized. Gene Ontology annotation, biological process: COPII-coated vesicle cargo loading; endoplasmic reticulum to Golgi vesicle-mediated transport; intracellular protein transport. Gene Ontology annotation, cellular component: COPII vesicle coat; endoplasmic reticulum exit site. Lineage: Eukaryota; Fungi; Ascomycota; Pichiomycetes; Serinales; Debaryomycetaceae. Gene Ontology annotation, molecular function: zinc ion binding; GTPase activator activity. The record is from RefSeq and is a predicted model, not a curated record. Bases 1 to 2508 code for a protein of 835 amino acids. The transcript has a single exon.